UCCACGGGAGUCCCGACCCGGCUGUCAGGCACCAGGAAGCCCCGCCCCCAGUCGGGCGCUCCUCCUCGUCCCAGAGGAACGCUCGACCCUGACCCCGACCCUCGGCCGGCGGCCACCAGAACCGCCGAGCGUCCUGAGGACUGCAGCCUCCACCCGGGCGAAGGAGAGCGCCAUGGCGGCGACCAAGCCCGAGAACCUCUCCCUGGUGGUGCACGGACCCGGGGACCUGCGCCUGGAGAACUAUCCCACCCCUGAACCAGGCCCAAAUGAGGUGCUGCUGAAGAUGCAUUCCGUUGGGAUCUGCGGCUCAGAUGUCCACUACUGGCAGCAUGGUCGCAUAGGGAAUUUUGUUGUGAAAAAGCCCAUGGUGCUGGGGCACGAAGCUUCAGGAACAGUUAUAAAAGUGGGAUCACUGGUAAAGCACCUAAGAUCAGGUGAUCGUGUUGCCAUCGAGCCUGGUGUCCCCCAAGAAACUGAUGAAUUCUGCAAGAUUGGCCGAUACAACCUGUCACCAUCCAUCUUCUUCUGUGCCACACCCCCUGAUGAUGGGAACCUCUGCCGGUUUUAUAAGCACAAUGCCAACUUCUGCUACAAGCUUCCUGACAAUGUCACCUUUGAGGAAGGGGCCCUGAUUGAGCCGCUGUCUGUGGGGAUCCAUGCCUGCCAGCGAGCUGGAAUUACCCUGGGGAGCAAGGUGUUAGUGUGUGGAGCUGGGCCGAUUGGACUAGUCAGUUUGCUCGUGGCCAAGGCGAUGGGUGCGGCCCAAGUGGUAGUGACUGAUCUGUCUGCCUCUCGGUUGUCUAAAGCCAAGGAAGUCGGGGCUGACCUUGUCCUCCAGAUCUCCAAGGAGACCCCUCAGGAAAUAGCCAGCCAAGUGGAAGGUCUGCUGCGGUGCAAGCCCGAAGUCACCAUCGAGUGCACAGGGGCAGAGAGUGCCAUCCAGGCGGGCAUCUAUGCCACUCGUUCUGGUGGGACCCUAGUGCUCGUGGGGCUGGGCUCUGAGAUGACCAGUGUACCCCUAGUGCACGCAGCCACCCGGGAGGUUGAUAUCAAGGGCGUGUUUCGAUACUGUAACACGUGGCCGAUGGCGAUUUCAAUGCUUGCGUCCAAGUCUGUGAAUGUCAAGCCCUUAGUCACCCAUAGAUUUCCUCUGGAGAAAGCUCUGGAGGCCUUUGAAACAUCCAAAAAGGGAUUGGGAUUGAAAGUCAUGCUCAAAUGUGACCCCAAUGACCAGAAUCCCUGAUGUUAAUUGGGUUCUGCCCUCAUCCCCACCCUUUCAACAUUUCAGAGCUGAAUUGUUGGGCCGGGAUGGGCUUUGAUGCAGAAGUUUCUUUUGAGUAGUACGAAUAAUUAAAAUAAUUCAUUGUAAGCAGAGAGCCUUACACAAAAGAGUUGGUGUGCCUUAAAAAACAAAAGUAGAGGUAGUUUUGGGGAAAUUAUAGACAGGAUGACUGGUUCAUGCAGAGCAGAGUUCAGCCAGUGGAGCAAAGAUUGGCAGGCAGUUGAGGGGAACUCCCCUUCUUCCUGGAUUGAUUGAGAUGAGUAAGGAAAGAAAUCUGCCUGUUGGGUUCCUGGUUCCACCGCUAUUGGGGCCUGGUGGGGGAGAGAGGCUGAGUUAUGAAGAGACAACUUUAUCAAGACUUAACUUAAAUCAACACAGAAGCUGAUUUCCACAAAAAUCUGCAGCUUAGGGUCUGGUGGGAGGGGUUAGCAGGUUUAGUUUAGAGUGCUGUGUUUCUAGACCUAAGUGCUCUUUGGUUUAACGACCAAGGAGAACAAAGGACUGACCUUCCCGAGUCUAAGGUAAUUUUAAAACCGAACAAACAAAGAAAACCAAAAUCCCACAUGAGGUCAAACCAGCUUGCAUUCCCCAAAGGCAGAAAUAGUCCAGGAACAUCUCACAGUGCUUGAAGGUUUCGAACUCCUGGGAGAUCAGUAUAACUUACUCUGCAAGGUGAAGGACCACCUCCCCACCACUGACCAUGCCCACCCUUCCUUCCCCACAUUCAGGGGCAGCCACUGCAGGUUCCGUUGUCAUGAGGCUGCCAGGAGGCCCUGCUGCAGACAGUCCCAGGAGUCCUUGUGGAGUCUCGGAGUGCACCUCUGACUCUCCCAGGAGGUUUGGCAGUGUGGUUGCCUUCCCCACACCACAGGAUCAGCCUCCCCUUCUUUGCUCAAACUUGCUAAUGGUUUAACAAUUCCAUUUAAUACUGGUAAUUAUCGGCAGACAAACCUUUCCCCUUCUCAUAGCCAGUUAAAGUUCUUGCUGUCUAUCUGUUUGAAUGAUAGCUCUGACCUUUUUAAUUUUAAUCAUGGGGUUUUUUUCCCUUAUAAGAUUUGGAUCCAAAUCACUUUAUGUCCAUUUAUGACUUUGAGGUUACUAAUCAAGAAUGAGGAUAUAGCAGCUGUGACAUAACUUGGGCUACAGCCUUUAAUCCCUCACUUCAGCUGGGGGUGGAGAAUGAGUUGAAGAGGUUCUGGUUUUCUUGUGACUGGGGAAGGCUGUGAACAAUUCCUGGAAUUCCCCGAACUGCUUUGGGUAGAAUUCUGGCUGUAGUGCCUGACUGCUAACUCAUUUGUGCCCUUGUUUAGGGAGGAAUGGACUUAGGUUAUCCAUUUCACUAAGGGAAUGACCCAGGAUU
Molecule: messenger RNA, 2642 nt
Organism: Manis pentadactyla (Chinese pangolin)
Lineage: Eukaryota; Metazoa; Chordata; Mammalia; Pholidota; Manidae
Gene: SORD
Product: sorbitol dehydrogenase
Exons: 9
Coding region: 173-1243 (356 amino acids)
Biological process (GO): D-sorbitol catabolic process
Molecular function (GO): zinc ion binding; L-iditol 2-dehydrogenase (NAD+) activity
Source: RefSeq, a predicted model, not a curated record